AAGAAACAGAGUCUCGUUCGAAGGCGCGCGUUCUCUUUUCCUUAUUUAUGCGCACAGGAAGCGAGCACGAGACGGUACGCCAACCCCCGGCUCACGCCAUCGUCCCCAACCAAAGAGAGAAUCUUUCAGACCGUCGAAGUCUAAUCCCCUCCGCCCUUUCUCUCCAGUCCCCCUCGCCCAAAAGCUCCUGGAUCGCUCUCUCUCGCGCGCGCUCGCGAACUCUGCCAUGGAAGAGGCCCAGGUUGUGGAGUCGAAGGAUGGGACGAUCUCAGUCGCUUCUGCAUUUGCUGGUCAUCAUCAAGCUGUUCAAGACAGGGACCAUAAGUUUUUAACAAAAGCAGUCGAAGAAGCAUAUAAGGGAGUUGAUUGUGGUGAUGGGGGGCCUUUUGGUGCAGUUGUUGUCUGUAACGAUGAAAUAGUUGUCAGCUGCCAUAACAUGGUUCUAAAGAAAACUGAUCCAACUGCACAUGCUGAAGUAACUGCAAUAAGAGAGGCCUGCAUAAAGCUUGGAAGGCUCGAGCUCUCAGAUUGUGAAAUCUAUGCAUCAUGUGAACCAUGCCCAAUGUGCUUCGGUGCGGUUCACCUCUCCCGAAUCAAGAGGCUUGUCUAUGGAGCCAAGGCGGAAGCAGCCAUUGCCAUUGGAUUUGAUGACUUCAUUGCUGAUGCUUUGAGAGGCACUGGGCACUAUCAGAAAGCCAACAUGGAGAUAAAGAAGGCCGAAGGCAAUGGAGCCCUCAUUGCUGAGCAAGUCUUCGAAAACACCAGGGAGAAGUUUCAUAUGUACUAAUGUUUAGAGCAUUGGACAGAUACCGCACAUGUUAAAGCCGAAAUAACUAGUUUCCAUUGUUUCUUAAACUAUCGAUUCUAAUGUAUUUUCAUUGUGAUGAAUGUUUAAUUUCUUGUGAACAGAAAAUCAAUUCUGUUCCAUGCUAUUGUGUAAUGCCAUAAUGUGUAGUUUGUCAAAUUUAAAUCUGAUGUUAAAAAACACAUUAGCUUUCUUGAUUA
Messenger RNA from Brachypodium distachyon (stiff brome), 1005 nucleotides. Its product is annotated as guanine deaminase. Lineage: Eukaryota; Viridiplantae; Streptophyta; Magnoliopsida; Poales; Poaceae. The transcript is spliced from 5 exons. Gene Ontology annotation, molecular function: zinc ion binding; guanosine deaminase activity. The record is from RefSeq and is a predicted model, not a curated record. Bases 227 to 787 code for a protein of 186 amino acids. Gene Ontology annotation, biological process: purine nucleoside catabolic process.